This is a messenger RNA of Paramecium sonneborni, 1731 nucleotides long. Lineage: Eukaryota; Ciliophora; Oligohymenophorea; Peniculida; Parameciidae. The record is from the annotation of a GenBank genome assembly.
AUGAAUUAAAAUUAUGAGAGUUAUGAUGAAAAUUUCCUAAUGAUUCAAAAACUCGAAGAACGUAAAAUUAAACAAAUUUUUUGUGACAAUCUUACUUUGUCCUCUCCUACAUUUACUAACUCUUAGCGUAAAUAAACAGAUAUUUAAUACAUUCAUAAAGAAAGAGCUAUUUUAGAUAUAAGAUUAACAAAUAUUAUAUAACUUGAUCUUUGUUAAUUCCAUUAUAUUGAAGUACCAUUAUUCGGUCAUAAAAAACCUCUUGUUAUUCGUAUAAUUAUUAAUUAAUAGUAGAUUUCUAAUUCACUGACUAAGCAAAAAUGAAAUUUUACAUUUCAUGUCAUACUAUAACUCCAAACAGAUUUAAUAAUGAAGAGUCUUUUGAAAGAAAACAAAUACUUCGAUAUACAGAAUAAGGUGAACAUCUAUCCUUCACAUAACGUUGUUUAUAUCUAGCUAUUUUUUCUUAAUAAGCUACAACUAUUUAUGCGAAGGCUUCUUUUGGUAUUAAACCAUAAUUACAAUAAAAAAUUGAAAAUGAAUCUAAAUUAAGACCUUCAACUGGUUAUCAAUUUACUAGAUCAUCAUAAUUUUUCUUUACAAAAAAACCAUCCAAAGAUAUGAUAUUACUUAACAAAAAUAUUGAAUAAUAUUAACCUAAUAAAAUUAAACUAUAACAGAGUUUAAGAAGAGUUCAAUCCGCUAGAAAAUUAUCAGAAACUUUACAUAAAAAAAAAUAAAUAUUUGAAGAAAAAAAAGAAACCUUAAGAGAACGAUUUGAGUUUUAAGAAAAGAAAAAAAUAAUUAAAGAAAUUAUACUAUAUAGAAAUAAUAUUGAUAACUUUUUAAAAUUUCAAUAAAAAUUAUGGUUAUAGAUUCUUUAUUUUAUUUAAAUGGUUUCCAUUAUAAAAAAAAGAUAUUAUGUAACAUAUUCAAUUAUUAUUAGGAUAAUAUUAAAUUUCAAUUUAAAUAAUCUAUAAAAAAAAGAAGGCAAUAUAGAGUUCGAUAAAUAUUAUAAAGGAAGUUACAAAAAUCUGGAAAAGACAUAUUUCAAAGAACAUUAUUUUAAGGACUUUUAAUUUUUAAAAUGUUGUCAAAAAUAAAAGAAAAAGGAGCAAAAAGAAAAGCCAAAAGAAUUGUCUAUACUUUUAUGCUUAGUUAUGGAUAAAUUGGUGAAAUAUUCUAAAAGACUUAUUAAUUUAAAAGAAGAAUGAGAAAAAUUAUAGAAGUGUAUAGAAAUUAUAGAAAAAAAGUAUAAGCAUAUGUCAAUAGAAUAAUAAUGUUAUGGAAUAAGUAUUGGAAUUCAAUUUAUAUGGAAAUAAAAAAGGAAGACCAAGAAAGUAAAAUAUUAUGAUUAUUUUAUAAUUUUAGAAGUAAAUGAAAUAAAACUUUAAAUGUAAAAAACUAUAAUUAAUUAUCAUGUUGAAGAAGAAAUAGUAAAAUAACCAUAUCUUGAUAUGUAUUUUCAUAUUUAAUAUUGUUAGAAAGGUUUAAAGUGUGAUAGUGAAUAAUUAUUAUAAAGAAAUAAAAAAUUUAUUUAUAAGGAAAUGGAGAGUACUGAAAAUUAAAAUAAAGUCAUCAAAGUUUUAAACUUUGUUGGCUACUUAAUCAUUUGAUAAGAAAAAUGAAUUAUUAUUAUUUACUAUUGUAGAUUAAAGUGUUUUAAAAUAAUUAAUCUAUAAAUAUAUGUAAGAAAGGGGGAUGAUAUAAAGUUUAUUAUUAAAGAAAAAUUGA